This is a messenger RNA of Linum tenue, 3011 nucleotides long. NCBI's taxonomy places the organism in Eukaryota, Viridiplantae, Streptophyta, Magnoliopsida, Malpighiales, Linaceae. The record is from the annotation of a GenBank genome assembly.
AUAAAUAUUUUUUAUGUACACUUAUGGUAAUCUACCAUGAAACUACAGCGAAACAUUUGACAUCUGAGCUAUAGGGCCUUCGAAGUUCGAACCACUCCCUACUCCGCUGCUGUUUCCUUCGAAGCGAGAGUUGAUUGCGGACGAGAGCAGCGAAAGUUGAUCGGCGAAGAUGAUCAAAGCAGUGAUGGUGAUGAACACUCAAGGCAAGCCUCGGCUCACGAAAUUUUAUGAAUUUCUGGUAAGGAAGAGACAAACUCAAUUUUCUCUUUUUUUUUUCCUUCCAUGUUUGAUGCGAAGAAACUGUAUCAGCUAGUUGAGUAAGCUUCCUUUCUGAUGAUCUCGCUUUAUCGAUGGAAUUUCUGCGAGGGCAAAGCCUGUGGAGAAGCAGCAGGGGAUUAUACGGACCGUGUUUGGAGUAGGGCGGAGAACGUUAGCAAUUUCAUGGAAGCGGAUUCAAUUUUCGGUCCGGAUAGUCGUCUUGUCUACAAGCACUAUGCGACUCUCUACUUCGUCUUUGUGUUCGAUAGUUCAGAGAACGAGCUUGCAAUGCUUGAUCUCAUCCAAGUUUUCGUGGAAACACUGGACAAAUGCUUCAGAAAUGUGUGUGAGCUUGACAUUGUAUUCAAUUACAGCAAGCUGCAUACCAUAUUGGAUGAGAUAAUCUUUGGAGGCCAAGUGCUGGAAACAAGUUCAGCCGAAGUCAUGAAGGUUGUUGAAGAAAUAUCAAGGCAAGAAUCAGCCUCAAACUCUAUAGGAUUAGUUACCAAAACAGUUUCUGGCUGGAGGAAUAGGUAGCACACUGUUUCAAGACCUCAUCGACAUCAGAUUUUAGGCUCCAACUCCCAUUAAACUUGCAUUCUCUCUCAUCCCUCUAUUUCAGCUGUUGUACUACUCUUUCCUCUGGCUCCUCACAGCUGAUCAGACUGCUGUUAGUUGAAAUCUUAUGAAAUUUCCAUUUCGAAGUUCACUCAUUCGCUUCUUUACAUCUAUUGAUUACGAAUUAAGUUGGAUGAUCUCUCGAGGAUGAUCAUCUCUAUAAACAUAAUGAAAAACAGCAUACACGGCAUAAUCAACUUUCUGGGCAGAACUCUUCUUAUUCUUACAAUUGGAUGAACCCCUCCGUUUGGUAUAUUGAACUCCUGAAGAACUACACGGGCAGAAUUACAUCCUGGUGCUCCCAUUACUCCACCACCUGCAUGGGUUCCGCUUCCACAAAGGAGGAAGAGACUGUCCAGUCCCAUGGCACCAUGAAAGGUAUUCCUGCCUGUGGAGAAGCAAACUCAGCUCAGCUCCCCAUAGAUCAGGUGUUUGUUUUUGUGGUUCUAAUUUGGGGAAGUACCUGUAAGGCCGAUGACGCGCUCCAGGUCUGGAGGAGUCAACAUGUCAUACCCAAUGACGGAGGUGCUGAAGCCCAGGGCAUACUCUUCAACCAAUCUGAAACAUCUUUCUGCAUACGCUUCCUGCAGAAAUGAUGGAUUUCAACACACACUGCGAUGACAGCCCUACUACAUGCUUGCCUACAAAGCCAGUGGUUGCGUGGAUUCAAUCAAAGUCAAAAAAACGAUCUUAUGACGAAAGUUCAUCCUGAGUUCUGCUUAGGGUAGACGUACCAGGGGGUGACAUGGUUUUGUCCAAAACCGAAGGAAUUGUCAUCUCCAUAACCGGUCUUCUUUAAGGUAAACCAUUAACUGCAUCUUGACACGCCUCAUCUAUUGUCUCCAGACUUUGUGGAUACAUUCGAAACAAAUCAUAGAUUCUAAAUUCAGGAAGAUAACGGAGCAAGAUACUAGUAGCAUAGUAGCAAUGGAAUGAAAUGCUUACUUGUCUGCUCCGAUUCGAAUCGUCCCCAUGAGGUGGGGACCUGGAUUAUGACUGCUCGACUUCCAAUAUGGGAAAUGGGACAGCUUAUCCACAGCAACGUUAAUCUUUGUCGAUGCCUGUUUUAGUUACAUCGAUCGUAUAGUAGUAACUGAGUGUUUGAAAAUCUACAACCUGGAAGUCAAUCAAAAAGUUGAGAACUUCAAUUCAAGAGAGAGCAAACAAAGCCUCACAGAGCUGUAGUUGGUAUUCUUCAGUGACGAGAUGAAAUCGCUGGGGAGAACAUCGCUUGGCAACAAUUCCUGUGAUUGAGAUGGAGAAUAAGAAACUGAAUUGAUGAUAGGACUGCUUUUUUCGUCCAAACCGAUCUGGUGCAUAUGCUAGAACAACACUUUACCAGGAAAGUUCUGUAAGGAGUGGCAUUCGACGGAACAACUCGAGAUAGGACUCGAGUACCGUCAGCAAGGACCACCUACAAACGUAGUGAACCAUGUUUUCCAUAGUUAGUCAGCUUAUAUUCAAUCCAAAGAACCUCGGAUAAUCGUCGGCGUCCCUUUUGGAGAAUUUGGAAAUCUCUGCAAGGUUGUGAUCGGCGUCGGUUCCAAGCAGAAUGUAACGGCCAUCAAAACAAGGCGUGAAAGAGAAUGCGCUUCCUUCCAGCAUCUUCAAUCCAUGCCUCUCCAACUCCAACUCUCUGUUCUCAAAACAAAUUAUCAGAAAAAACAGGGGAGAAACCGGGGAAGCAAUAGGAGUAGAAGAAAAAUGAUCACUUGAUGAUGGAGGGGCGAAGAAGACUCUGGAGGUAGCUGCAUCUGGAGAACUGGAAGCCAGGGAUGAUCUCUUCAGUAACGGCUGCGCCGCCGACGAGGUGGCGACGCUCAAGCACUACGACGGAGAGACCGGCUCGAGCGAGGUAGGCAGCUGCCGUCAAGACGUUGUGGCCACCGCCGAUGACCAGCGCGUCCCAUUUUUUCUCCUUGAGAGUAUGAGUCGAUGUGAAUGAGGAGGAGCUGGCCACGGUGGUGAAGCAUUUCCGCAACAUCUCCCUGCGUGAGUUCUGGGAUUUGCUUUCACUUUUGACUAUUCUGUUCUGCUUGUUUACGGGCAGUUAAGUUUAACCGCGAACUUGUUAGAUUGGCGCUUAGGGAGUGAUGUUUUUUUGGAGCGGAUUCAAUAUAGAACUAUAUAUAUAG